CGUCAAAGUUAGGAAGUUUUAUAGAAACGAAAGAUGUCAAGUCAAUCUAAUGAAAACAAAAACAUGCUUCCGCCAACGACAUCCCAAAUAAAAUAGUGCAAUUUUUGUGCAAAUUUGUGCGCGUGUUUGAACUAAUUAGGGCUAUAAAUCUGUUAAAAAUAAUUCAGAUUAAUGAUACCUGCCUAACUUUGGAUUAAAAUUAUUUUCAAGGCAAAGGCGAAUAAUUUUAUAUCGGCAAGAAUAGAUCAUCUGCGAUUUAUUUGUUGGAAAUAAUAAUUUUUGGUAAUAACCUUAGGCGUGUGUGGAAAUGUGUUUCUAAAAAUAAUUUCAGGGCCCAGAUAGUCUUCAAAAUAAAAAUUUAUCAUCUAGAAGUUGCAAUGAGUAAAGGUAAAAAAAUCUUGGGCAAGAAAAGGAAAGGAGUUUAUAAGAAAGAGACAAAACGAAAGAAGGGAAGUGGAGAGAAAAAUUCAGUGAAUAAAAAAGCUAUCUUUAAUAGGUAUAAGAAUAAACAAAAAGUAGAAGAAGAAUUAGCCAAAAAGAAACAGUUAGAAAAGAAGUUCCAGCUGGAACAGGUCACCUUCUCUGAAAGUGAGGAGGAGGAAGAUGUAUAUGAACAACUUGUGGCAUGUUUUGGAAAAGGAAAAGUAAAAAAGGUGGUGGACAGUGAUGAGAGCGAAGAAGAAAGUGGGUCGGUGGUGGAUGAUGUUGAAAUGUCUGCAGAGGUGGGCAAGGGCAAUUCACAACUUGGAAGAGAUUAUGACAAUAAUGAUGCUUCUAGUGUACAGGAUAGUGAUGAGGAAAUAGUUCAACUAAAUGAUGUGGAGGAUAACAAUGAUUCAGAAGAAGAUCCAUUUACAAAACACCUGGAAUAUGAGUUAAGUGAUGAGAUGCUAAUAGCUCUUACUAACAUUCCUCCCAGCAUAGAAAAAAUUGUUAAAACCUGGACAGCUCUUGGCAACUUAGUCAUAACUAUACCAAAACCUCUAGAAACUUCUACAAAAAAUGUAAAAUCAAAAGUAUCUCUCAUAGAAGAGAAAACAUAUGCUUCCACAGGAACUGCUCCUCAACAUUUUAGUAAGGUUGAUUAUCAACAAUUAAACAUAAAAUCACAAAUACAUGGAAAUAUAGUAUUAGCAAAUAAAACAAAUUUAAUCAAAAAAGAUUUGGAACUGAGCGAAGUGUUCACUCCAUUACAAAAAGACCUUUUUGCUAUAAUGAAUAAUUAUCAGGAUCUGUAUUAUCCUGAAAGGACAUUCACAAAUGCAGAUGAAAUUAGGUACAUUUACUGUCUCCAUUUGGUCAAUCACAUGCUCAAGACAAGGACAAAAAUAGUGCAUCAUAAUGCUAAAAUAUCAAAAAAGUCUGACAUAUCAGAUGACUACAGGGAUCAAGGUUUAGUUCGGCCAAAGGUAUUGAUAUUAGUACCUUUUAAAAAUACUGCUUACAAAGUAGUAAAGACAAUCAUGGAGAUAUUAGUUCCCAAAGAAGCUGGGCAAGUGGUAAACAAGAACCGGUUUGAAGAGGACUUCACUGGAGAAGAACUAAUAAUGCCAAAAAAGAAUCCUAAGCCUGAGGACUACGAGCUUUUGUUCAGUGGCAACACAGAUGAUACUUUUAGGCUUGGCAUGACUUUGACUAAGAAAACUCUUAAGUUGUACACAGACUUCUAUUCAUCAGACAUCAUUGUGGCCUCGCCUCUCGGUCUGCGUAUUAUAGUCGGCGCGGAGGGUGAAGAGGAGAGAGAUUAUGAUUUUCUGGCGUCCAUAGAGAUGCUGGUAAUGGAUCAAACGGACGUAUUCUUGAUGCAGAAUUGGGACCAUCUUCUUCAUGUGUUGGAUCAUUUUCAUCUGCAGCCUAAGAAAACUCAUGGGACUGAUUUUUCAAGGGUUAGAUAUUGGGCUAUUAAUGGCUGGUCAAAGUAUUAUAGGCAGACAUUAGUGUUCUCAUCAGUGGCGCUGCCGGAAAUAAAGUCUGUAAUCAACCGCAAGUGUCACAACUACGCCGGGAAGGUGCUCGUCGAGAACCCUGUGGAGUCGGGCACCAUUCAACAGGUUAUAUUACAAGUGCCUCAAGUGUUCCACAGGUUCGCGGCUGCCAGCGCGCUGCAGAGCGCGGAGGCGCGCUUCUCGUAUUUCGUGAAGGAGGUGCUGCCCAAGCACCGCGACCCGCUGAUGAGCCACACGCUGAUCUACGUGCCCAGCUACUUUGACUACGUGCGCAUACGCAACUACUUUAAGAAGGAAGACGUCAGCUUUGUACAGAUUUGUGAAUAUUCUAAGGAUUCUAAAAUCGCUCGCGCCCGUGACAUGUUCUUCCACACUGAGGCGCAUUUUCUGCUUUAUUCCGAGAGAGUUCAUUUCUUCAGGAGAUUCCGCAUAAAGGGGAUUCGCCAUAUCAUCUUCUAUCAACUACCCACAUAUCCUCAUUUCUAUUCAGAAAUGUGCAACCUUAUGCAGGAGUGCAACCAGAACAAGUACGGCGGCAGCGCGUGCAACACGAGCGUGUCUGCGCUGUGCUGUCGCCCGGACGCGGGUCGCGUGGCCGCGCUGUUGUCCGCGCCGCGCGCCGCCGCGCUGCUCGCCGCCGACAACCCCGUGCACAUGUUUAUGACUGCCGACUGAUUCUUGUCGCUACACUGCUACACUGUGUAUUGUUAUGUAAAUAUACCGUUGCCUGGCAAAAAGUA
Messenger RNA from Plodia interpunctella (Indianmeal moth), 2686 nucleotides. RefSeq lists its product as uncharacterized. Gene Ontology annotation, cellular component: small-subunit processome; nucleolus. The record is from RefSeq and is a predicted model, not a curated record. Gene Ontology annotation, molecular function: U3 snoRNA binding; rRNA binding. Gene Ontology annotation, biological process: maturation of SSU-rRNA from tricistronic rRNA transcript (SSU-rRNA, 5.8S rRNA, LSU-rRNA). NCBI's taxonomy places the organism in Eukaryota, Metazoa, Arthropoda, Insecta, Lepidoptera, Pyralidae. The transcript has 10 exons. Bases 378 to 2621 code for a protein of 747 amino acids.